Trypanosoma theileri is the source of this 840-nucleotide messenger RNA. RefSeq lists its product as uncharacterized. The record is from RefSeq and is a predicted model, not a curated record. The coding region runs from base 1 to 840 and encodes 279 amino acids. Lineage: Eukaryota; Euglenozoa; Kinetoplastea; Trypanosomatida; Trypanosomatidae. The transcript has a single exon.
AUGAAAUCAGCAACUGCAAAUCCUCCUCAGACAACGUGUGAUGCGGCGUCUAAGGGGUAUCAUGUAUGUGAAUGCUACGGUCACACGCAAGAUCUGCCAGAGUACAAAAAACUCGCUGUUCCACGCACACUUCAAGGAUUUCAUGCAAAGGAAGGUGGUGGUUGUCCGUGUAUUCCCAAAACAAAGGAAAAAGGUAUGAAUACUCUAUACUGCAGUAGCAAUCCUGCCACUUGUGAGCGAAUAAAACCGACAGAAACAUACCGUGCAUACAGUCCUGGGAAGCACAAGGUACAUCUUGCUGAUGAAGUUUGUGAAGAAACCACCGCCAUACGUGAUCCAGCUACAGGUACUCGUUUGGUAUUUCCAAACUCACGCAACUACGGCGGUACAGCAACUCAGCGUAAGUUUCGGGCCAUUGGAGAUCCGAAAGAAAAGACACAAAAGGAGAAACGCUAUGAGCGAAUGCAAGAUCGUAAAGAGUUUCUUAAAGCUGUCCUCCGUGAUGAGAUACGUGAUCUCCUCGCUGCUGAGGAAGAACGUGAAUCAUUGGAGCUUCAAACUGGACUUCGUGGCAGUCGGCAUGUGCAAAUGUUAACGUAUGCUACCACUAAAGAUUCUCAAAAGCGUGGUGGUGAAGAUGAUGAUGAGAUUAAAACAGUUUCUGAACAGUAUGAUGAAGUGUUGGAAGAGCUACGAUAUGUAACAAAACAACCUGUGGGGUCAAAGGUAAACAUCAUACGUCUUCAUUACCUACUUGAGGAACAGGAAAGACUACAGCACCUGCGUGAACAAGAGAAAAAGAAGCAAACUUUGUCCAGUCUCAAAACAACAAAGAUUUAA